Messenger RNA from Hevea brasiliensis (rubber tree), 459 nucleotides. RefSeq names its product F-box/kelch-repeat protein At3g06240-like. Lineage: Eukaryota; Viridiplantae; Streptophyta; Magnoliopsida; Malpighiales; Euphorbiaceae. The record is from RefSeq and is a predicted model, not a curated record. Bases 1 to 459 code for a protein of 152 amino acids. The transcript has a single exon.
AUGGCGUGGAGAUCUUUGCAAGUUUUACAAAGAUGUUUUUGGUUCUUGCAAUGGCUUGCUUACGAUGGUAAACGCAUGAUCUUCUGGAAUCCAGCGACAAAGAAGCACCAAAUUGGUGAAGGAGUGAUCCUGUGGAAGCCACCAACGAAGAGGGACCAAAUUUUAUCCACAAUGCUGCGUGGAUUUAGCUACGAUGCUAUUAACGAUGACUACAAGGUGAUCAUAAUGACUCAACCCUACAUGGAAAACAAUAUGAGAGUUAUGGUUUACAGUUUGAAAGGUAAUUCUUCAAGAAGAGUUGAGGACCUCCUUGAUUAUUCUUUUGUUAAGUAUAAUAGGCAUGAAUCCAGUAGUGGUGUUAUUUUUAAUGGGUCACUGCAUUGGGUGGUUGAUCGCAAAGGAAAGGUUUUCAAUAGAUUUAUACUUGCAUUUGAUCUUGGGGAUGAGAAGUUCUGCUAG